AUAUAGUGAAUGCAGGGUCCUGGGUUUAGUAACACUUUAAUUUUUGGAAUCACUAUAAAGGCGUAAUAAUAUGCUGCAUCAAUACUUCACUUGAUCUAGUGAGGGACAAAACAUGGAAGACUGCUCUGAUAUACUCUAGUUUACUUGUUGUGCGAGGAGUUGUAUAUAGGCAAUGACAUGUAUGAGGUGUGACAAUGGUGUGACGUUGUGUGGGUGGCCUUAAAGAAGCUGAGAAUCCUUCAGGAACCUAAGACAUGGUCAGACCACAGCUCAGAGAGCUCUUCAGAGAGAUCACCUGCAGCAGAGAGCUCUUCAGAGAGAUCACCUGCAGCAGAUCACUAGGUCCUCCUCUGGUCUGAUCUUCCAUCCCGCUGGUUGUCGCCAUAUUAGUGCACUUGCAACCAGACAGUUGAGUACUAUCCGUGAGUUUUCCAUUCAGCUAAAGCCUUAUGAGUCAGUGCUUCUUGGACCCAGAAGAAAGGAUUAGUCCUCUGAACACCUAGUGCAAAUCCAAAGAUUAUUGGAGCACCCACCUAAAGCUAGAACCGGCAGUUUUGGGAAUGUGUCAGGAGAAGUGACAGUUAGCUGAAAUAGAGGCUUGAUCCUUACGUUUGGAUUUACUGAAAGAUCAACAAUAUACAGCUGUAGGUCUGCUUCUAAACAAAGUCGCCAAGAAUUCCAAGUGGGCGUUCAGCUUUGCUUGGCAGAGAGACAGAGAGAGGAGAAGAGAGCUGAGCACAUGGCAAUAUCAGCUGUACUCCCCGGGCAAACGUCACCCCAUAGGGGCACAGGAGAGGCGUUGGUACAGAUCAGUGAUCCACAGGAGAGUGCCGCAUGUACAUCGCCAAAUGUGUACCACCGUCCUGACCAGGAAAACGGUUUCCAUGAAACUCAGAUGUUGCAAAAUGGAAAUUCUGGGCAGAAUAACGAAAGGGAACAAUCACGGAGGACGGAUUAUGGAAAGAAGGCUAACCUUCUGAGACAAAUUUUUUUUCUUCAGUUUUGCCGUCAAUUUUCCCUAAAGACCAGGAUAAUCUGUGCAUUUGUUGUACCAGUAGCUCUGGUGCUAGUGAUCGUGCCCAUCAUCGUAACAAUCCAUAAAGAAGACAAAGGUGGAGCCGCAGCAAAUGGAGAAGGGGGGCUGGAUUCCAGGGUGUUGCAAUCUGAAAUUCCAGGAACCGGCGUGACCUCCACAACCACAACUAGUUAUGGGGACGGUGACCACACCAACUGUGAUCUGGUGUUCAUUAAUGACAAGUCAAAGAUCUUCAAUGACAGUCAGAGUUACUGCGAAAUAGGCAAUGGCAGACUCCUCCAAGAAAAGGAUCUUAAGGCUGUUGGCCCCUGUAUUCCAGAGGGGGAAGAUUUUUGGGCCAAGAAAGGUGACGACAGUAAUCCUGGCCUUUGUUACAUCUAUAACACUGAAUACAACUUUGUUAGCCUGGACUGUACUACUGGAAGAAGAUGUAUAUGUGUGAAGGAUCCGAACACCACAAAAAAAAAAGAAGAGACAUGAAUUUAUUUCAUUUUAUUUACUUUUUUAUUAUUUUGUAAAAUAUCUUUGUAAAUAAAAACUUAAUAUAACUAAAUUAAAAAGUAAUAUAACUAUUAGGACUCUGCUGUUUUGUUUGUCCUGUGUUGGAUAUUCUUGUCAUUAAAACACAUUCCUCAAGUUUAAAGUAGAA
Rana temporaria (common frog) is the source of this 1685-nucleotide messenger RNA. RefSeq lists its product as uncharacterized. The record is from RefSeq and is a predicted model, not a curated record. The transcript is spliced from 9 exons. NCBI's taxonomy places the organism in Eukaryota, Metazoa, Chordata, Amphibia, Anura, Ranidae. The coding region runs from base 740 to 1516 and encodes 258 amino acids.